Papaver somniferum (opium poppy) is the source of this 3009-nucleotide messenger RNA. RefSeq lists its product as uncharacterized. NCBI's taxonomy places the organism in Eukaryota, Viridiplantae, Streptophyta, Magnoliopsida, Ranunculales, Papaveraceae. The transcript has 9 exons. The coding region runs from base 1 to 3009 and encodes 1002 amino acids. The record is from RefSeq and is a predicted model, not a curated record.
AUGGUACAAGAAAUGAAGCGUCGUUUAGAAGCCAUUCCAGCAAACGCUGGCAGCAAGCUAAAGAUGGCAAAUGAUGAAACUAAGACAUUUUCUCAAAUAGAGGAUGACAUUCAAUUGGCUCUCAGAAGAAAGGCACUUUUCAAAGAGAAUGACAAAGUGGUCUCAAGUGGUUUUAAAAUAGAUUCUGUUCCUAAAACACCUGGUAAUGAAGUUCGUCAUCAUGAUAAUUUAGGUUUUAACAAUGAAUUGAAUUCACAAAAGGUUCCUUAUAUUGAACUUCCUGAUGAUUUAUUUGAAGAAGGUUUAAAUCCAUGGAAGUUUUCACUAAUUGGAAGAUUAGAUUUACAGCAUAUCAAAUUUGUAGAUGCUGCUAUUAUUUUACGAUUCAUCAAAUCAAGUCAAUGGGAAGUUCUAAAUCAGGUGUUACAAGUAAGAAAUUGGAUUUCUAAUUUUAGACCAUCAAAGCAAAGUACAUCUAAAGCUCAAGUCUGGGUUCGUUUUCCUGGUUUGGGUUUAGAAUUCUGCAAGGAAAAAAUUCUUUUUACUAUCUAUAAAGAGAUUGGUACUCCCAUUAAGAUUGAUACUGCUACUGCUAAAUAUGAAGUUGAGUAUUACACAAAUGUGUUGGUUGAGAACAAAAGGUCUUCUGAAUGCAAAGCUUCACCAAAGCCUAGAGCUAGUGUUAAGAUUCCUCAAACACCUUUUGACAUUUGUGAUAGGACAAUGGUUGAAAGUUCUGCAUCAAAGGUACAAACUAGUACUUCUAACUCAGUUAUUCAGUCUAAUUCAGAAGAAAAUUCAGUUGUUUUAAAUAUUGCUACUCCAGUUUCUCAUCCACCUUCUAGUGAAGAACCAACUGUUGUAGUUGAAUUAUAUCCUUCAAAAUUACUUCAAAUUGCAGAGGUGACUGAACUGGAAAAUAGCGUGGUGAAAUUUAUUGAUGCUGGUUCAGGGAAAGUAACAACAGAGCCAGUUCCUUUCACAUCUUGGUCUUCAGUGGUUAAGACAACCUCAGGGAUUAAAAAUGUUAAUGAAGGUGCAAAAAAAUUUCAUCAGUCUGGUGCACAACUUCCAUGGCACAAAAGUAAUAAUGAAGAAGUUAAAACUGUGGUUCAAGGCAAUGCUUCUAGUGAGAAGACUAUAAAUCCUGUAACAAAGAAAUACAACUUUAGAAGAAAUGAUGGUAUGCAAUCCAUGGUAAUUCAUAAUGAAGUUAAUAAUCAUAAGGGUAAUAUUUGGCUUUUUUGGAGUAGCUCCAUUGCUACUCCUUCUGUUGUCUCUAUCUCUAGUCAGAUGAUAACUGUGGUUGUAGGAGAUGUGUUGGUGUCUGCGGAAAAAGUUGGUGGUAGAGCACCUUCAAGGAUAUCUAUGACUGAUUUUAAUGACUGCGUCAAUUCAUGUGAACUUCUUCAAGCUCCUAAGAUUGUCCUAGAUUUCUCUUGGUCCAAUUGUCAGCAAGGCAGUCAAAGAAUACUAUGUAAUCUAGAUAGAUCUGUAUUUAAUAUGCAAUGGUUACAAAUGUUUGGAGACUGGGGUUAUAAAGUAGGACUCAGAGUUGCAUCAGAUCAUGCAUCAUUGCUGGGAGGUUGUGCAAGUGUGCCAAAGCCAGAAAAUGCUCCUUUAAGGUUUCAGAAAAUGUGGCUAGAACACCCUACUUUUAUGGAAGUGGUGAAAAACAGUUGGGCAGAGGAAAUUCAUGGUGAUGCUCCUUAUAUUUUCAUGACAAAGUUAAAACAUCUCAAGCAUAUUCUUAAAGAAUGGAAUUGGAAAGUUUUUGGUGAUGUGAAAUUAAAAAUCCAAGAAGCAGAAGACAAUGUUAAAGCAAAAAUGAUACAUUCUGAUGCUCGUCCUCAUAAUGAACAAGCUUUGGAAGACUUAGUUGCAGCUCAAAAUGAAUUUAAUUCAAGGGAAGUACAAUAUAAUACGAUGCUCAAGCAAAAAUACAGAAUUAAAUGGGUCAAAGAGGGUUCAGCAAAUACAAAUUUCUUUCAUACUAAUAUCAAAAUUAGGAAAACAAGAAAUUCUAUUUUGGAGUUGGAAGAUGAUAAUGGCAACUUGAUUUCAGAUCAAAAAAAGAUAGCUGAUACUCUAGUUGACUUCUUUGAAAAAAGAUAUCAAUAUCAAGAAGUUGAAGUUAAUGAUUCUAUUCUUGAAUCAAUUCCAAAAUUAAUAACUGAAAAUGAUCAAUUUAUGCUAGAAGUCAUUCCAGAAGCAGAUGAGAUUAAAGCAGCAGUAUUUGAAAUGGAUGGAGAUAGUGCUCCUGGUCCUGAUAGCUUUUCAGGUGCUAAGCAGCCUAAUCAGUUUAGACCUAUUGGCUUGAGUAACUUUAGUUUUAAAGUUUUCACCAAAAUCUUAUCUAUGAGAAUGGCCAGCUUGAUGAAAAAAUUAGUAUCUCCACAACAAGUGGCAUAUAUCAAAGGCAGAAGAAUUCAUGAGAAGGUACUCUUAGCAUCUAAGCUAGUAAAUGAAAUGAAAAAAGAAGAGGAGGGGAGGAAAUCUUGGUGUGAUUGGUUAAAAGAACUGUUAUCUUCUGCAAAAAUCUCUGUUAUGGUCAAUGAAGGACCAAAUUGCUUUUUCUCAAUGCACAGAGGUUUAAAGCAGGGUGACCCAUUGUCUCCCAUUCUUUUUGUUUUGAUGGAGGAGGUUUUGAGCAAAAAAUUACAAAAUAUGGUGGAGAAGAAUAAAUUACAACCAAUGGUAAUAAGGAAUGGUAUUGCUCUUACUCACCUCUUAUUUGCUGAUGAUGUUUCCAUAUUUUGUAAUGGUUCAAAAAAGAAUUCACAAAAUCUGUUACUUUUCCUUGAAGAUUAUCAAACAUGCUCUGGUCAAGUAUUUAACAGACUUAAAAGUAAAUGUUUUAUUGAUGGCUGCUCAAUUGUGCAAAAGAAUCAAAUUUCAAAUACCUUGCAGAUAGAUUUAACUUCAUUUCCAGAUAAAUACUUGGGGGUGAUUAUUCAUUCAGGAAGAAUUAAAACAGCUACUGUAUGGCCCAUGGUUGAAAUGAUGUAA